Pollicipes pollicipes is the source of this 1047-nucleotide messenger RNA. RefSeq names its product ferritin heavy chain. Gene Ontology annotation, molecular function: ferric iron binding; ferrous iron binding. The transcript is spliced from 6 exons. Gene Ontology annotation, biological process: intracellular iron ion homeostasis; iron ion transport. The coding region runs from base 160 to 849 and encodes 229 amino acids. Gene Ontology annotation, cellular component: cytoplasm. NCBI's taxonomy places the organism in Eukaryota, Metazoa, Arthropoda, Thecostraca, Pollicipedomorpha, Pollicipedidae. The record is from RefSeq and is a predicted model, not a curated record.
AUGGCGCAGUGUUACCACCCCGACAGAUACGGGCCGAGUCACCCUAGAUUAGUGACCGGGGCGAGCAUAUCGAGUGUGGUACCUUGCCUUGGUCAGCUUUCGACCGGGUCCUAGUCUCCCGUCGGCUUUCGUCCCUGGAGGAAACAGGUAGAUCCAAAGAUGCGCGCGUUUCUCCUGUUCGCCGUGCUGAUCGGAGGUUCACUGGCCUGCCAGAACCGCUUGGAGACCCUAGUUCAAGAGGCCAGCGGUGGAGCACCUGAUCUGUCUACCGACGUACGAGACGAGUGCAACGCGCGGGUGGGCACGUUCAACUCCGUGCAUGCGCCCCAGUACAAGAAAGUGAUCAACAAGGCUCUGAAACUGGCUCUGCAGUACAUGUCGAUCUCCAGCCACUUCGGCCGGGACACCAACCACCGACUGGGCUUCCAAAAGCUCUUCAAGAGUGCCUCGGACGAGCGCUUCGAACAGGCCGUGUCGAUGAUCAAGUACGUGGUCAAGCGCGGAGGCACCAUGCACCAAGCCCUCAAUGUUAAGCUGCCGACGACUGGCCUGUACAACCCGCUGCCGCUGCCCUCCCUCGGCCUGGCCCUGACCGACGCCAAGGACAUGUACGAGGAGCAGGCGCGCCUGCACCGCGGCGCCCUCUGCCUGACGGCCACCGCCGGCGGCAUCGCUGAAGCCGGCUGCGCGCUCGACGCCGAUCUGGCUCACCAGGCUCAGGACGCCCUCGAGUCCGAGGUGGAGAGGGUCAGUGGCCUGGCGAGCAAGGCCAACCUUCUGGCGUCCAUGUUCACCAGCGGCGAGCACAGCCUGGCCGAGCACCUGUUCGACCAGCAACUGCUGAAAUAGUGCCACAGGUGGCAGCACCGUGAGCGCUACGGACACCCGGUGCCAGCGCAGUCGGUAGUAAUCACGACAGAAGGUGGCGCUGUGAGACAGAAGGUGGCGCGCCGAUGCCGGGCGCUUUUGUAAUUGUGGCACGCACGUCUUUGCGCUAUGUACAGAGUGAAGGAGAGUCAAUACAUCUAGUGCACUUACCGGACACGA